Molecule: messenger RNA, 1764 nt
Organism: Pseudozyma flocculosa PF-1
Lineage: Eukaryota; Fungi; Basidiomycota; Ustilaginomycetes; Ustilaginales; Ustilaginaceae
Exons: 2
Coding region: 1-1764 (587 amino acids)
Biological process (GO): asparaginyl-tRNA aminoacylation
Cellular component (GO): cytoplasm
Molecular function (GO): nucleic acid binding; asparagine-tRNA ligase activity; ATP binding
Source: RefSeq, a predicted model, not a curated record
AUGGCCGCCAUCAAGGACGCACUCGCGUCCGCCGCCGAAAAGCUCCACAUCGCCCCCGGCUCGUCCAAGGACACGGCCACCCAGGCCACUGGCUCCGGCAUCUCUGUCUACGUCGACGAGGCAAAGGGCAGCGACGACACCGCCGACGGCUCCAAGGCCGCCCCCUACGCUACCCCGCUCGCCGCCCUCCUCGCAAAGGGCCAGAACGCAUCCGUCUUUGUCAAAAAGGCAGACGCGGCGCCGGGCGCAGACGGCGUCGAUGCCGACGGCUACGCGCCCAUCACCACCUCGGCCUCGAAAAAGGUGGCCAAGCUCUACGCCGCCGCCGUCAAGAAGCGCGAAAAGGCCCAGGAGCAGGCGCUCAAGGACAGCCAAAAGGCCGGCGACGACGACAAGAAGCUCGAGGAGAGCAAGAAGGUCGUCCUCGAGCAGCCCUCGGAGCCGGCGCGCAAGAUCAAGAUCAGCCAGGGCGCCCAGUUCCGCGACCAGCGCGUAAAGGUGUGCGGUUGGGUCCACCGCCUGCGCUCCCAAAAGGGCCUCACCUUUAUCGUGCUGCGCGACGGCUACGGCUACCUGCAGUGCGUCCUGUCGGGCAAGCUGACCCAGACCUACGACGCCCUCACCCUCACCACCGAGAGCACCGUCGAGAUCCACGGCCACAUCAAGGCGCUCCCCGAGGGCAAGACGGCGCCCGGAGGCCACGAGCUCGUGGCCGACUACUGGAAGUGCAUCGGCAAGGCGCCUGGAGGCGACGAGGCCUUUACCAACGUCGUCGCCGAGACGGCCGACCCCAACAGCCUCGCCGACCGCCGCCACCUCGUCAUCCGCGGCGAGACGGCCUCGGCGGUGCUCAAGGUGCGCAGCUACGUGCUGCAGGCCUUCCGCGCCGAGUUUGAGGCGCUCCAGCUCACCGAGGUGACGCCGCCGUGCAUGGUCCAGACCCAGGUCGAGGGCGGCUCGACGCUCUUCAGCUUCGACUACUACGGCCAGCCGGCCUACCUCACCCAGAGCUCGCAGCUCUACCUCGAGACGUGCCUGCCCUCGCUCGGCGACGUCUUCUGCGUCCAGGAGAGCUUCCGCGCCGAAAAGAGCCACACCCGCCGCCACCUGAGCGAGUACACGCACCUCGAGGCCGAGCUGGCGUUCCUGUCGUUUACCGACCUGCUCGAGCACCUCGAGCAGAUCAUCUGCGGCACCCUCGAGCGCGUCCUGGCCAACCCGCAGGCCAAGGCGCUCCUCGAUCAGCUCAACCCGGAUUUCAAGUUCCCCAGCCGCCCCUUCCGGCGGAUGGACUACAAGGAGGCGAUCGCCUGGCUCAACGAGCACCAGAUCCCCAACGAGGACGGCGAGGCGCACAAGGUGGGCGACGACAUUGCCGAGGCGGCCGAGCGCAAGAUGACCGAUGCGCUCAACGUGCCCAUCUUCCUCACGGGCUUCCCGCGCGAGAUCAAGUCGUUCUACAUGAAGCGCAUCGAGGGCGACGAGGGAUUCACCGAGUCCGUCGACGUCCUCAUGCCCGGCGUCGGCGAGAUUGUCGGCGGCAGCAUGAGGAUGUCGGACCAGGCCGAGCUGCUCGCCGCCUACAAAAACGAAGGCAUCGACGCCGCCCCCUACUUUUGGUACACCGACCAGCGCAAGUACGGCACCUGCGAGCACGGCGGAUACGGCCUCGGCGUCGAGCGCUUCCUCGCCUGGCUCACCAACAGGUGGACCGUCCGGGAAGCCAGCCUCUACCCGCGCUGGACCGGCAGGUGCACGCCCUGA